Protomyces lactucae-debilis is the source of this 687-nucleotide messenger RNA. RefSeq names its product CobW/HypB/UreG, nucleotide-binding domain-containing protein. The record is from RefSeq and is a predicted model, not a curated record. Gene Ontology annotation, molecular function: GTPase activity; nickel cation binding. The transcript is spliced from 3 exons. The annotation marks the transcript as partial. NCBI's taxonomy places the organism in Eukaryota, Fungi, Ascomycota, Taphrinomycetes, Taphrinales, Protomycetaceae.
CACGACCACGAAGUGUUGGACAAUGCUGGAUCCUAUCUACAACGUGCCAUGCCAUUGUUGAAUCGGCGCAACUUUGCCGAAAGAGCAUUUACUGUGGGAAUUGGUGGUCCAGUCGGAUCAGGUAAAACGGCUCUGGUCUUGGCUCUUUGCAGACGUCUACACCCGCGAAUGAAUAUUGCUGUUGUGACGAAUGACAUCUUCACUAAAGAAGACCAAGAGUUCUUGAUUCGUCACAAAGCCUUGCCUGCCGAGCGUAUUUGCGCUGUAGAAACAGGCAGUUGUCCUCACGCGGCCAUUCGGGAAGACAUUUCCCAGAAUCUGCAGAUGCUCGAAGACCUUCAUGCUAAGUUUAGCACGGAGCUCCUCCUGAUCGAAUCUGGUGGCGACAACUUGGCGGCUAAUUACAGUCGGGAAUUGGCAGACUACAUUAUCUACGUUAUCGAUGUUAGUGCUGGCGACAAGAUCCCAAGAAAAGGAGGCCCAGGCAUCACGCAGAGCGAUUUACUCAUCGUGAACAAGACUGACCUGGCAGAGCUCGUGGGUGCAGACUUGGACAUCAUGGCGCGCGACGCCGCCCGCAUGCGUGAAGGUGGUCCAACGAUCUUUGCCCAAGUAAAGCAUGAAAAAGCUAUGGACGAAAUUGUGAGCCUCAUUCUUGGCGCUCACAGCAUGGUACCAAAGGUGUAG